AAAAAAAUAAACCUUGGAAGCUUCUGUCUCAUUGUUCUUCUAUUCUCUCUCUUUCUUGUGUGAGAGAAACAUAAUUAAGACACACAUAAAGUGCCUGUCAGGAACGUGAAUUUCAUUGCCUUUUUCUCUCAUUAAUUCAAUCUCUUCAUUUCAUCUCUCUCUCUCUCUCCACAAUGAGAGAUUUAGCUUCUUGUUUUGGUGAAUAUGCAAUACAAGUCUCUGAUGCUUCUUGCUCUACCUACUCAAACCAUUCUUGUAUUUCUCCAAUCCUCAAACCUUCAAUUCAAAAUACAAUCACUUACAUAUACAAAACCAUUCUCUCCUCCCAAAUCCAUCAGUUGCUCACAGUGACUUGGUGCAAGAACAACAUGACUCAAGGCCUAACCAUCAAUUUCGGCGACGACCCGAAUUCGGUUUUCAAACUCAACACCAAUUCAAGGCUGUUCAGGAAGAAGAAAGGCAGCAAAUCAUUUGAAUUCAACAGUUCCAAGUUUGAAGUGUUUUGGGAUCUCUCCACAGCCAAGUACCAAACAGGACCUGAACCAAUUGAUGGCUACUAUGUCUUGGUCAUGGUUGAUUCACAGCUCGGACUAGUUCUUGGCAACUUGGCUGAAGAAGCAGUGACCAGAAAGCUCAAAACUGGCACACCGGCUGCCAAAUUCCCAUUGAUUUCGCGGCGGGAACACUUCUCCGGCAAUACCCUUUAUUCCACCAAGGCUCAGUUCUGCGACUCGGGGACUUCGCACGACAUUUUGAUCCAUUGUAGCUGCGAAAACGAAGGCCUGAGGCAUCCUGUUCUGUCAGUGUGUAUUGACAAGAAGACGGUGAUUCGCGUGAAGAGGCUGCAGUGGAAUUUCCGCGGGAAUCAGACCAUUUUUGUUGAUGGGUUGCUGGUCGAUCUCAUGUGGGAUGUUCAUGGAUGGUUCUUCAAUCCGGCUUCCGGUUACGCGGUGUUUAUGUUCAGAACAAGAAGUGGGCUGGAUAGCAGGUUGUGGUUGGAGGAGAAAUUGGUGCAGAAAGAACAAGAGAAAGUUGAAUUCUCAUUGUUGAUCUAUGCCAGUAAGAGCCCAUAAACAUGAUUGACUUUCUUUCUUUUUUUUUCACUGCCAAUAUUUUAGUUCCUUCUUUUAAUUUUCUUUCCAAUACUGAGAGGAAUAGAUAUUCAUGAUGUUGAUUAUGUAGAAUGAAAAUAAUUUGGAGUGCAUGACCAAAGUUAUAUAUGCUAAUGAGUUUCAGAAAUGUGAAAUUGAAGAUAGAUGAUUGAAAUGCUUUGGCCUAUUGUGUGCAGUGUGUGUGAGUUUAAAUCCCAUAAUUUGACCCAUCCCAUAAUUGACUGUUAUGAGUUUUGAAGCACCAAAGGGGUGGAAAAAGUAACAGUAGAAGACAUCAGGAAGUGGUUUUGGGCAUUUUCAAAUUUUUAAAUGAAGAUUUAGGAGAAAGUACUUUUGGGCAUUUUGAAAAUUUUAAAUGAAGAUUUGAGAAAAAGUGCUUUUGGGUAUUUUUGAAAGAUGUUAAUGAUAUUUGCUUUGAGCUGUAAAAGGAGAAUAAAGUUGAGAAUCUCUUGACAAUGAUCCUCGUUAGGCCCCACUUGUUACAGAGUGCAACUAUGGCUAUGGUGUAACACAAAAGCAUAAUGUAUUAGCAUUGUUUCAGCUUUUAUUGAAUUUGGACACUUCGGCCAUGGCUAAACUAGUACUACUAUUUUAGUUAUUCUCUAUUUUCUUUUUGUCCUUUUAAGAAAUGCUCAACUAAUGUUAGAUUUUUCUUGUAAUUUGAUACCUUGAUCGUACAACUCAAUUGCCUCUGUUUUGUUAGAAUUUCCCCUGCUUUUUUUUAAGAAUAGUUUCACAUGUAGCUCCUUAGGUCAUAUCGACAUCAUUUUUAGUUGUAUGGUACUUUCUCUGAGGCUCUUCAUAUUUUUACUUGUCUUACUAUACUAGCAUUUAGAAAAUUAUCACAAAGAAUAAAAGAUACCAUAAAAAAGAACAAACAAGAAGAAAAAACCCUUAAUUGAGGAGGGGGAAUUAAAGGUUUCUUUUUCUUCCGCCGGGCUCAAAUAGUAGGGUUUUUUUUUUUGUCCGGAAGUUCAAACAAGUACACUUACCUCAUAAUAUUGCCUUCAUUAAGACUCCAACACUCAACUUUUACGCUAAUGCCCAUUGAUUUUAUAUGUGUAGGGUUAGUAGCAGACACGAAUGACGGUUUCAAAGCAUGCACUUAUAUAGAGUUUGCUUGAGCAAUAAUUUAUUUUUUUAUUUUUUAUUUUUUAUUUUUUUUGGUUAUGGCAAGAAUGUUAUAGGUUAGUAAUUAAAUGGAAAAUGGAGAGUGUAAGACUCAAACACAUCUUUCACGGGAAUAACCCGAAUAACAUAGUACUUGUCAUCUGCAAUAAGAGGAAUUCUAAUUGCAGUCGCGCAAGCAACUGCCUAUUCACAGUCGCCAGUUAUGAUAGGUUAAUUUUGAAUGCAUUAAUUAGUUUGAGAUUCUAUUUUUAUGAGACUCUACGUACAUUAUUUUUUAAACAAAAAUACCCUUUUAAAUUAUCUAAUCUUUUCUCUUCUUCUCUCCUCUUUUAAUGGAGUAUGUGGUUAGUUAUGUGAUAGAUAAUUCAUUCACAAGAGAUGGAUGGAUUCGGAAAAAAAUAAAAGGAAGAAGGAAAAAAAAAAA
This is a messenger RNA of Cornus florida, 2667 nucleotides long. RefSeq lists its product as uncharacterized. NCBI's taxonomy places the organism in Eukaryota, Viridiplantae, Streptophyta, Magnoliopsida, Cornales, Cornaceae. The transcript has a single exon. The record is from RefSeq and is a predicted model, not a curated record. Bases 174 to 1073 code for a protein of 299 amino acids.